Molecule: messenger RNA, 2103 nt
Organism: Marasmius oreades (fairy-ring Marasmius)
Lineage: Eukaryota; Fungi; Basidiomycota; Agaricomycetes; Agaricales; Marasmiaceae
Exons: 13
Coding region: 1-2103 (700 amino acids)
Source: RefSeq, a predicted model, not a curated record
AUGUCUCUGCUUCCCGGGCUUACGGAGUUCAAUAAUCACGGUAUCGAAGUGUUCAACAACGAUCUCUACCGCGUCCACCGCUGCUUUCAAGAUGCAGUAACGCGUCCUGUCAAGAACGAAGACGAGCGCAAGGCUCUUAUCAAGGCAGCCUUCCAGUUUGAAGAACGCGGCCUCAAUCGCAUUGCGGAUGAGUUCCGCGCAAAACAUACACAUCGACUAUUCCCUACCGCUGUCGGCAGUCUUUGCGCUGCGGUUUCCCGCCUUGCACCUCCGGAGAUCCAACCUGAUGCUUGGAUUCUAUCCGCAGAUGAGCUUGCUCUCUGGGAUAGUUACAAUUUGCCGGCCUGCAAUCUUCGUCUUUCUCCCAACCAAAACUACUUAAGUGAAGUAGCCCCUCUUGCGGUAUUCAGUCCUCCAGCUUGGACUCCCGAAUAUCGACGUUCCUUGGAUCUCGCCCAACGGCGUUCACUUUCCGCAAAGAAAGCUCGGCCUCCACCUUCUGAAAGUUCCGAAGUCGAAAUCGAAGCGGUUCCGCCAAUCAAGAAGCCUCGACUUUCUUCUUCCGCGAAGAGGACAUCGACAACUGAGCCAGAAACGGCUUCCGAAGACGGUGUUGACAAUGCCGCUGAAGAUGAUGAAGAAGAGGACGAUUCCGGCGAAUCCGAAGUGGAUGAGCUAAGGUCGUCUCCCCCUCCCAUGACUAGGCCAACGCGAGGACGGGCUCGAGGAUCCGGGCAGGGCAGAGGCAGAGGCAGGGUAGAGGUGAUCAUUCUGAACUGGCCUCACCCAAAACCUCUUCCAAAACCUGCUCCUUCUCGUCGAUCCACUACCAUCCGCGAAGACGAUGAAAGGCCAUCUCCUUCAGUUCCUCUGACCGUCGAAGGUCGUCCGACCACGCGCAGUACCACGGCUGGCUCGUCCAAGGCUCCUCCCGCUUCAUCCAAGAAUACUGUCAGCGAGAAGGGAAAAGGCCGGGCGGUUUCAAUAAGCCCUCCGCCUGCCAAAAAGAACAUCCAACGUCGGCGUAUGGACAUGGAGUCGCAUGAUGUCAAGCAUCUGUUAGCGCAGUCCUCCGUUGAAGUUCCUUAUCGCUUCGAUGUUCCUCGCGGGGAAGCCUUCUCCCUCCGUGAUAUUUUGGAGUCUGGGCGAUCUAUGAAAGCGGAGAUGUGGAUUUCAUGCUUGACUUGCAUUAUUGCCCGCGUGGAGUGCAAUUAUGUAGGCCGGUCCGACAAAUGUGCCCGAUGCAAAACUUAUCGGUACCUUUGCGACUGGAUCCUCCCUCAAGACGAGGCCUUUUCUCAGAUGGAUCAGGUUCGAGCUUGGGGUGCACCCACUCCUGGUCACUUCCACGAGCGCAUGGUCGAGUUGACCCGGCUUCUCAAGACUCAAGACCGACUCUCUGUGACUAUCUGUUCUCUUGCCGACACCCUUUCCCUUACUCGAAAGAGUAUUAUAACUUCGCCGAAGUCUCCAGGCGAGGUUACCAUGAUCAAAUCCUUUCUUUACACUAUCUUUCCUUCUAUCAUGAGGUUGGCUAUUGAACAAUUAUACGCCAUGCUAGCUCAUUACGCAUAUCCUGCCAAUUUUAUUCCUCCAAUUGGGGGUCCUUAUUUCCAGGAUGACAAUCGCAUUGUGCUACGGAUUCCUCUUUCUACUGAGCGAGAAGCUGAGUUGGCUAUACAACUUCAGUUCUUAGUAGCUAUCCGCCACAACGGACCAUACCUCCAAUUUAUCCUUUUAUUCGAUCCUGCUCAAGGCCGUAUCUAUCACGGUCCACUCAAUAAUCAUCGAUUCCAUCCGACUUCACGCAAGGUGUUUAAUCGACUUGGCAACGCGAUGGCUAGAGUUGGAUUCCUUAAGCUCAAAGUUGCUUCUAUCCCCGGAGCCAUUGAAGCUUGGGCGUAUGAAGUUAACUUCUUUCUUCCUUUAGUCCCCGAUUCCGCUCUCUAUUUACCUGAACAUGGGUACUAUGGGUUCUAUUCCUUCGAGCCUAACACUGCUAGGUACUCUUUUCCAGGAAGUAUAAAUUAUACUCCCGAAGAGGGGAUGAUAGACGGAUUUCAAUGUAAUAUUUCCAAUUACCAGCUCGCUCUAGAACUGUAG